Messenger RNA from Sycon ciliatum, 5853 nucleotides. RefSeq lists its product as uncharacterized. Lineage: Eukaryota; Metazoa; Porifera; Calcarea; Leucosolenida; Sycettidae. The record is from RefSeq and is a predicted model, not a curated record. Bases 542 to 4516 code for a protein of 1324 amino acids. The transcript is spliced from 27 exons. Gene Ontology annotation, molecular function: protein binding.
ACCAGCGAGUCCGUCCAUCCUCCUUCUCGCGCGCUCGCUCUCCUACAUUCCUCGAUGGUGCGCGGUAGGGAGAGGAGCUGAGCUACAUUUUGGUGGCCACCGCAACCUGCGUCAAACUCGACAUCUAUCACGUGGAAGUGGCACGUGCUAUGGUCUGAAAUUCUAUCGCGUAGAUCCAGAUCUACUCGAGAUCAGGAGUGGACUCUCACUGUGGGAAAUUCGAAAGGAGAAGGUGCAGUUCACCAAAAUAAUUCUUGUUCAUUUGUAGUUGAGCUCGUCUCUCCUGCAGGCUGGAGUUGCUGAUCGAGGUACGGAGGCUGAUCUCCACACUGCCUCGCAUCCGGAGUCGGCUGGACCAGUGGAUGCAAGUCAGUGAGUACAGGGUGCAAGUGGGGUUCGGAGUGACUACCGCGUACCGGUUUGCACCAGCAUCAGCACUGAGUGUGUAGACGACAUCAAUUGACUGGGUUCCAGCACUGCAGUAUACCUGUCCGUGCUGCUGCUACUGCUGUUCACUCACUGACACACACCACACACCAACAUGGCGGCUGUGGCAAUGCCUACAUUGGUUGCUGGUCGUCCUGCUGACUACACCACUGAAAUCCAGCGUAAGACGGCCAUACUGAAGCGAUGGAAGAAGGAGCCAGUCCGGGUUGUACCCAGCGCUACUGGAGCUGCUAUCCGCAAGGCCAAGGGGACUCGGGAUUAUGCGCACGUUCAGGGAACCGAAGGGCAAGUUCGACCUCUCUCUGCCGAUCCGUCGUCACCGGAUUUCCUCGGAUUUGAAAUCACAACCGGUACCGGUGGGAAACCUGUUCAGUUCCGAGCACAGGAUGCGUCACAGCUUCGUGCAUUCUUUGCGGCAAUGGGACAGACAGGGAAGGGUGUCUUCUGCCCCGGUGGAGAUCAGAGUGAUGGUGCGGGUGAGGAGGAUACGGGUGAGUCGUGGGUUGGUCUUUACGAUGUCCUCCAUCCAUCCCUGGAGGAAAUGACACAGAAGAUUGAGAAGCGUCGUGAAGAGGUCAAGCAAUUGCAGAGCCAGCCGGGCGGUGAGCCAGCAUUGCCUAGCUACGAGCAAGUAGCCCUGGGUGAUGUGCCGUUUACCUUCUAUUUCCCUGAUAAUAUGGAGAAACCCAUGGGCAUGCCGUCAGCACCACAGCCACUGGGUCCAGUGUUGGGUAUGCCAACACCUGAUGCUGGUCCUCAACACCAGUUACGCAGAGCACAUCAUGACACAUUCCGACCACCACAUGGACCUAGUAUCUUAGCACCAGUGAGUGUUGGCUACGGUGGCGAGGUUGGUUUGAACCCCGGUGUGCAGGAGCUAUGGGAUCCAAUGCAGAGUCGCAGUUUCUUCAUUGACCACAUGCACCUGAGCACGUUCUGGGAAGACCCCCGGCCACCGCGUGUUGCCAAACCUGUCAUUGAACCAAAGAGUAUUCCAUACGGUGACAACCGACAGCUGCCUGCUCUUCCCAACAUGUGCAGUAAUGCUGACAUCCUCCGCACUACAGCAGCACGUGCUCUCAAGAAGAAACCAGCAUAUCACCUGUUGGCGUAUGGUAUCUCUGGUAGUCAUGGUAACGACGGUGCGACUGGAUCCAGUGGCCAUGCCGGGCAUAGCGGCUCAAGUGGUGGAGGCUGUGGCGGAAGCGGAGGUCCUGGUGGUAAUGGUGGACCGGGUGGACCAGGCCAGCGCGGUGAAGACGGCAAGCCUGCUAGCAAUGGUAGUGAUCUGCAGGUGCGGCUGGAUGGUAGCAGUCACUCCGUGGCGCUCACUGGCUCCUUUGAUGGUGAACUGGAGAUGGGUGGCAAUGACAGUGAAGGUAUCAUUCUCCUCAACGCCCACGGUGGAAACGGCGGACAUGGAGGCCACGGUGGAAGAGGUGGUCAUGGCGGACAUGGUGGUCGUGGAGGUAGCGGUGGACGAGGUUCGAAUGGCACUGGAACAAGCAAUGGUGGUAGAGGCGGUAACGGUGGUCGUGGUGGAAACGGUGGUUAUGGAGGAUCUGGCGGUGAUGGAGGUGAUGCGGGAUAUGCCGGAAAUGGUGGUCACGUCUCUGUGUCAGCCGUAGACCCACGCCUAUUUGUACUUGUUGAGAUUGAUUGCGUCCGCGGAGAUCCUGGCAAGGGUGGUGGUGCAGGUAGUGGUGGUUCGGGCGGUAGCGGCGGUAGUGGUGGUAGCGGCGGUAGUGGUGGGAGCGGAGGCAGUGGUUACCGUGACAGCAACGGGACUCACCAUUCUGGCGGUAGCUCCGGCUUCUCCGGCUCUUCCGGAUCUCCGGGUAUGUCUGGCCAUUCGGGCUCCGAUGGCAACCGUGGUCUUGAUGGCAGACUCGCUACUGAUGGGGCCUUGCAGUGGACUGUCCUGGGUCAAGCUGGAGAACCUUUGUUUUCGUCUCCGACACGUUUUGAUUCCCUGGUGACUGACUACUUCACUGUCUCGGCUAUUGAUGAUGGUAUAUUUGAGCCGAAUGAGCGCAUCACCAUCAGCGGUGUAGUGUUUACUAACGAUGGUGGACUACAUCUACCAUCCGGUGCUGAGGCUUUGUUUCCAACCACACAAACUGUGCACUUUGAGCCGACAAGGUUCACCAUUCCAGAGGUGCCAUCAGGUGGUAGCUUUGUUGUUCCCAUCUCGUUUAGCGGUCGCAUCUUUGACCAACCUCCACCGAAUGCACCCGGACCUUUCAUCGGCAAAGCUGAGAUCUGUCCUCGAAUUGAAAUGCUCGGCCGUCCGUUUGAGCGGGCUGAAUUACAACGUACGCUGACCGUCCAGUAUCCCAUCCAGAUCAAGAAGAUCACCGGACCCAAUCACCUUGGUCGUGGAGAACUCACCAGCCUAGAGAUUGCUAUCACGAAUAUCUCCACCAUGGAUUAUGGUGAUGUGCCUGGCAGUGGUGGCCAGGUCUUUGUCAAGACUCGCUUGGAUUCGCGUCUCCUGCCCCGUGGCCGUGCACCCGAAUCCCAAUACACUGUGUCGUUUGAUCCCAACAUUCCUGACAGCCUGCAUAUCCAGGUGCAUCACAUCCGUGCCGGUGAAACCUUGAUUCUUACAGUGGAUGUAGAAAUGGAAUCCCGUGCUGAGCUCUUCGACAAGUGUAUUUGGCAAGCAGAUGUCUUCCUUCGUGGCAAGUUUAUCGAGUAUGCGUACGAGGCUAUUCGCGUAUCGCCAUUCUAUGUACCGAGCAGCAACCCAGUGUCCGACGUACUCUUUGUCACCAAUCAGCACAUUGACCGACAUCAGUUCUGUUUGUGGCAGCGCUUGCUGGAGUGCUUUCAUCUGACAGUGGAUUUCUGGGACACGGAGCGCUAUCACGGCCUCUCCAUGGACAUGCGUACUGGGAAUAGACACGAGGUUAGCUGGGUGGGUCGCUAUGCCAGUCGUCUGAUUCUCUACCCGCACGCCAAUGCACAGCUCCUGCAUCCCAUGGACAUUGCCCAGCAUUUCUACGGCGAGACCUAUCAACAACCCAUUCCGAUUGACAUUGGAUCUUCACUACUCAUGCUGCUACCUGCACAUGCCGACAAGGCACGGACGGCACUUGACUUCUGCCGUCACUCCUGUGUGGUCUCUAAGUCAGUGCCGAUAGGCGAGACUGAGUAUGCCGGCCGUCACUUGCUGCGUCCGACGGGCUCUGCCUGCAUUGGCAAGCCGGCCUAUCUCAAGCGUGAGAAGCAGCUGCUGGAGAAGUUCAACGCGUCCGCACCCUUUGUUCACUACUUGUGCCAGCGAACACAGAGCUUCCAGAAGGCUGAAGGCUUCCUGAGAUACUCGUAUGGUCAGGUUGAUAUCCGUCGACUGCCGCUGGCUCGGCCGGCCAAACUUCAUAUCAUCGAAGGUGUCUGCAAUCACCCCAUCAACGCAAGCUUCCUGGGAGCUGAUGAUACUGGUCACAAGUUACGAAUGAGCGAGGUGCCCAUCGGCUCCAAUUUUGGCCAGGCUAUGAUUGCGGUGGUAGCAUGUUUGCCUGUGCCACUGAAGCUGUCCAUCAUGUUAGGCAACAGUGGUGGAGCUACGGGUGAACAGUGGAGACUGCACCUUGCUAACGGGGCUUCUCUCAUGCUCGAUGAAGUGGCAGCGGUGUGCCUGCAGGACGAUCUCAUCUCCGAACUGGAGGGUGCCACCACUGACUUGUCACGAAUGCAAGAGUUUGCUGCAGAAAUCUGCACCUCGCCUGCACAGUAUGGUUCAAGCUCAGCUGUCAAUACUAUCUGUCGUAUCAUAGCAGUUGUCGAGGCAGAGGCGAACAAACUGAUCAAGCUAAAGCGCCUGGGUGUUUCAGAUUUGUUCAAGCAGUUUUCUACCCAUGCCAAGGGAGUCUUGGCUUCCCUCAAGGCAUCCAUUGACAAACAAACACUGCGCGAUGCACGUGAUGCUGCCGAUCGCCUGGUUGCAUCCGGCAAGGGCUACCUCAUGCUCAACAUGUUGCUGGAUCAAGCUCGCCAUCGUCAAUGUAACCGACGUAUUGAUCUGACAGCUUCUGACCUCACAGUCACGCAAAGCUUUUACUAAGAUCUCUACCCAUCACCUAGUGUUCAGCUGUAUCUGCUCUUGCAGCUAUCAGAGGUUCUUUGUAGCGGUGGCACACGUGGCAGCUAGGAUAACGUAGCUCAGCCACUAUCCAAUAUACCUACUGAAGGUAUUGUCUGCAGGAUGUAGUCCCGCUCUUGUGUGUGUGUGUGUGUGUGUGUGUACGCGCGCGCGCAUGUGUGUAUGUGUGUGCACGCGCAUGUGUUUGGGUGGUGUGCGUUCGUUUUGGUUUGUCGUGAAUCUGAUAUUUUUCCUUUGUCCGCAUUCUCUAGCUUAUUAGUAUUUUGGUUUAUUUUUCUAUUUUCUCUUUCAGGUAGUGUACAUGUAGGUUGGUGGUUCCUUCUCCAAACAAAUCUCCUUGUUUUCCUAAUCUUGCAUCCCAUCUCGCUCAUGUGAUCUGCAAAGUUGUUUGAUUAUUGUCUCCUAGGUACUGUGUUAGGUUUUUAUUGUUGCAGGCUAUGUCACAGACCAUGUUGUACUACUACUUGCAGAGCACUGGUCUAACUGACAACAAAGUCCAGUGUCAUAUUCUGAAUAACAUACAAAAUGCCUGUGUCGCUCUGCCCUUGCUUAUUUUGCCUUUUUUAUUCAAAGCUUUAUCCCUAGGAUGUGUGUUUCCUGCAGCACUUCUAUCUAACUUGUUCUCCACACUACUGUCACUAGUCUAGGGUUUCUGUAAGUCUGCUGCUGAGAUGAGCUGUAGCAGUGUUAGCCAGUAUUUUUUCUUUCUUUCUUAUUUUACUAGGGAAUUCCCAACAGGCGUCAUCGCCAGUAAGGCAGUAACACACAUGUGGACCAUGGGUAUUUUAGUAAUGUUUUUGGCUGGCCAAACGCAGUGCAAUUCUUUAGCUGCUUACAUUUAGCAUCCUCUUUUCACUUUUGACUUCCAUCCUAUCCACAGGUCUACAGUGUAGCGAUGGUAGACGCAGUACAUGUAAUUACAUGUACUUGCUUGUUUUCUUUAGGUUUUCUGUCCCUUCCCUACCAGUGUUGUGGUGUUGCUGGUGACACGUAAUCUACAAAUCAAUGUACUUUCCCACUGAGGCUAAAUUCUUUCCAUGCUACAGAUCUGUCAUGUUUUUAUUGCACUGUGUGGAACACUGCAUCUUACACAUCAUAAUUGGAUGGACAGGUCGUCCCAAUCCAAUACAUGUAUUACAGAACAACCGUCACUGUUCGCUCUUUUUUAAACAUUUUUUUUUACUUUUUUUAGUUUUGACAUCCGUAUGUACAUGUGCAACAUUGUUUUCAGUAAGUUUUGCCCAUACAAGAGGCUUUUCUCUCUGAAAAAAUCCAAUAAGCAGGACGUCGGCUCAAGA